Molecule: messenger RNA, 1932 nt
Organism: Penicilliopsis zonata CBS 506.65
Lineage: Eukaryota; Fungi; Ascomycota; Eurotiomycetes; Eurotiales; Aspergillaceae
Exons: 4
Coding region: 1-1932 (643 amino acids)
Biological process (GO): actin filament network formation; actin filament bundle assembly
Cellular component (GO): cytoplasm; actin filament; actin filament bundle
Molecular function (GO): actin filament binding
Source: RefSeq, a predicted model, not a curated record
AUGAAUGUCAUAAAACUUCAGAGGAAGUAUCCUCAGUUCGAUCAGAGCGAAAUAUUUGGCCUUCAGGAUGCAUUUCGAAAGCUCGAUGUUGACGACAAGGGCUAUUUAGACGAAGCAUCCGCUAUCAAAGGUGCUCAGCAGUCAGAAAGACAAGCAUAUGAUGUUGUACGCCAGGCGUUGAAACAAGUGGAACUCGAUAGCUCUCGACGUGUGGAACUUGAGGACUAUGUUGAUCUCAUCUCUAGGCUUCGGUCCACCCCAGAACAGACUAAAGGUCCCGGAGCCGCAGGUCCUGCUACGGCUUCUCAUGGUAACAACGGAGCUCCGCCGCGCCAUGUAUCUAAAGGCAGCAUCGGAGGCAAAAUUCACGUUCAAGGAUCGUCUGCCAAUGUCACACACACUAUCAACGAGGACGAAAGAACAGAAUUUACAAGGCACAUUAAUGCUGUUCUUGCAGGUGACCCUGAUAUCGGCCAUCUCCUUCCAUUUCCCACGGAUACGUUCGAGAUGUUUGAUAAGUGCAAGGAUGGACUGGUCCUUGCCAAAUUGAUCAACGACAGUGUCCCUGAUACAAUUGAUGAGCGUGUUUUGAACAAGCCGGGAAAGAAGAUCAAAGAAUUGAAUGCAUUUCAUAUGACUGAAAAUAACAACAUGGUGAUCAAUUCUGCAAAAGGUAUUGGGUGCUCAGUAGUCAAUAUUGGAAGUGGAGAUAUCAUUGAGACUAGAGAACAUCUCAUCCUUGGUCUCAUCUGGCAAAUUAUUCGUCGGGGCUUACUGGGCAAAAUUGAUAUUAAGCUUCACCCGGAGCUCUACCGUCUUUUGGAUGACGAUGAAACACUCGAGCAGUUUUUGAGACUGCCGCCCGAGCAGAUCCUUCUUCGUUGGUUUAACUAUCAUCUCAAGAAUGCUAAAUGGAACAGGAGAGUGAAUAACUUCUCGACGGAUGUUAAGGACGGCGAGAAUUAUACCGUCCUUCUGAACCAGUUAGCACCUGAUUUGUGCUCUCGAGCCCCCCUUCAGAACCGUGACUUGCUUCAACGGGCUGAAGAGGUCCUCUCGAAUGCCGAGAAACUAGAAUGCCGCAAGUUCCUGACUGCGACAUCGCUUGUAGCUGGAAAUCCGAAGCUGAAUCUUGCUUUUGUGGCAAAUUUGUUCAACACCCACCCGGGCCUUGACCCCAUCACCGAAGAGGAUAAACUGGAGGUGGAAGACUUUGAUGCCGAGGGCGAACGAGAAGCACGGGUCUUUACUCUCUGGCUCAACUCGCUGGACGUCCAGCCUACGGUGAACUCACUAUUCGAUGACCUCCGAGACGGCACCAUACUGCUGCAGGCCUACGACAAAGUUAUUCCUGGCAGUGUUAAUUGGAGGCAUGUCAACAAAACUCCUGCCUCCGGCGGUGAGAUGCUGAGGUUCAAGGCCGUCGAAAAUACCAACUAUACCAUUGAACUCGGCAAGCACAUCGGUUUCUCCCUGGUUGGAGUCCAGGGUGCCGAUAUCACUGACGGCCAGCGGACCCUCACCCUGGGAUUGGUUUGGCAGUUAAUGCGGAGAGAUAUUACAAACACACUCUCUUCGUUGGCGCAGAGGAUGGGCAAGAGAGAAAUCACCGACGCAGAGAUGAUUCGAUGGGCAAACGACAUGUCCCGAAAGGGUGGAAAAUCUUCGUCGAUACGCAGCUUCAAAGAUCAGUCUAUUGGUUCCGGUCUCUUCCUUCUUGAUGUUCUCAAUGGAAUGAAGAGCAGCUAUGUGGACUACGAUCUAGUCACUCCAGGCCAUACGGAUGAGGAUGCUUAUGCUAAUGCCAAGCUUAGCAUCAGUAUAGCUAGGAAGUUGGGUGCUACAAUCUGGCUGGUACCUGAGGAUAUCUGUCAGGUUCGCUCUCGUCUAGUGACAACAUUCAUUGGUAAGUACAGCAAGCAUUCAAUAUAG